Messenger RNA from Physella acuta, 2505 nucleotides. Its product is annotated as copine-3. The record is from RefSeq and is a predicted model, not a curated record. Gene Ontology annotation, biological process: cellular response to calcium ion. Gene Ontology annotation, cellular component: plasma membrane. Gene Ontology annotation, molecular function: calcium-dependent phospholipid binding. NCBI's taxonomy places the organism in Eukaryota, Metazoa, Mollusca, Gastropoda, Physidae.
AUGCAUCACAAGGCCCUGGGCCGUUUCCACCCCAGACACAGCCACAAGGCCUGGGGCCAUACCCCGCGCCUGGUCAGUCAAGGUCAGAUACCACCAGUUCAAGGUUACCAUGGGUCACUUGGGUCAACCCCUGCUAAUUCGAACUCGGCUGCUGGGGCAGCUGGGGUUAACACACCAGGUCCUGACCUGUUUAAAUCCAGGGUGGAGAUUCAGCUGGAAUGUAAAAACCUUUUGAACAAAGAUUUACUUUCCAAGUCAGAUCCUUGCGCUGCUCUAUACACGUUGUGUGCGGGGAAGUGGGAGGAGUAUGGAAGAACAGAGAAUAUAAAGAAUAACCUGAACCCAAAGUUUGCCAAAACAUUUGUCAUCAACUAUUUCUUUGAGGAAGUUCAGAAGCUGUUGAUUGCUGUGUAUGAUAUUGAUAAUGUCUCACCACAGUUGACAGAUGAUGACUUCUUGGGUCAGCUAGAGACCACACUGGGUCAGCUUGUAUCCAACACCCCAUUUACCUCUAAAUUGUUUCUGAAGAAUGGUAAGCAAGCUGGACAAGGAACCAUCACAAUCAGAACAGAAGAAAUCAAAGAAGGAACUGAAAACACUUUACUUACAUUUAGAGCUUCAAAACUUGACAAAAAGGAUUUCUUUGGGAAAUCUGAUCCCUACCUGGUAAUAAACAGAGCAGCCCCAGAUGGUAGCUGGCAAAUGGUCCAUACAACAGAGGUCGUUAAAAGUAACCUAAAUCCUUCAUGGAGACCCUUCCAGUUGUCACUACAGAAACUCUGUGGAGGAAACAGACUUCAGAAAAUUAAGAUUGAUUGCUAUGAUUGGGAUAGUAGUGGAAGCCAUGAUUUCAUUGGCACCUGUACAACAACAUUUGAAGAAAUGUCCAGAGCAGCAACAAAAGAGGUGACCUGGCCAUGUAUCAAUCCUGCCCGUAAAGCAAAGAAAAAAAAAUACACCAAUUCAGGAACUAUACAUUUAACCUCCUGUAAAAUUGUCAAAGAAUACACCUUCCUAGAUUUUGUGACUGCAGGCAUGCAGAUCAAUUUUAUAGUUGGUAUAGAUUUUACAGCAUCAAAUGGCAACCCGUCCCAGUCUACAUCACUUCACUAUAUUAACCCUCUCGUACCCAAUGAAUACAUGACAGCAAUAAAAACUGUAGGGGAGGUGUGUCAGGACUACGACACUGACAAGAUGUUCCCUGCCCUAGGCUUUGGAGCGCGAAUACCACCUGAUUUGGAAUUAUCUCAUGAAUUUCCUAUAAACUUCAACCUUCAGUACCCCGAUUGUCAAGGCAUAGAUGGGAUUCUCGAAGCCUAUUAUAACUGUAUCCGACUAGUCAAGCUGUAUGGACCAACCAAUGCUGCUCCUAUCAUUCAUAAUGUGGCCAGGUCUGCUGCUGAUGCUCAGAAGGAGGAGGGCUCUAAAGGAGCUCAUGCCUAUUUCAUCCUACUGAUGCUGACCGAUGGUGUUCUAAGUGACAUGUCCAAUACAAAAAGUGCUAUAGUAGAGGCCAGCAAACUGCCCAUGUCUCUCAUCAUAGUUGGAGUGGGCCAAGCAGACUUCAGUGACAUGGAGGUAUUAGAUGCAGACGAUGGGGUGCUGAGGGCAGCUAAUGGGGAGCCAGCUAAGAGAGAUAUUGUCCAGUUUGUUCCCUUCGGGGAUUUCAAACAUAGCAGCCCAACAGAGUUGGCGCGCCAUGUUUUGGCUGAAGUCCCAAACCAAGUGACUGAAUACUACAAGAUGAGAGGGCUACAGCCUAUGGCAAAACCCACCUAGAUCUACAGACACAGAUGGAUGAUAACAGUCUUGUUUCUGGAUGAAGACAGUCCUGUAUCUGGAUGAUAACAGUCCUGUAUCUGGAUGAUAACAGUCCUGUAUCUGGAUGAUAACAGUCCUGUAUCUGGAUGAUGACAAAUGGAUGAAGACAGUCUUGUAUGUGGGUGAUGACACUUGUAUCUGGAUGAUGACAGUCCUGUAUUCAGUGAUGGAAUCACUUGAUGGGUGAUUUUUAAACUUAUUGUUACCAUGGGAACAAAGUUAACAUUUCCACGGGAAAAAAGUACAAAACAUGGAAUGUUUAUAAAAACAUUUUUUUAAAUAUUCCUGCUUUAAAGUAUAAGUGACAAGUCUGUACAGGAAAGGUUUAGAUAGGAAAAGCUGACAAAGUUCAGCAAUAUUACCCAGGUAUGUCAGUUUAAAAUGAGAGUACAUUUGAUUUCUUUCCUACUUUACAUACAAAUAAUGAAGCUUCUUGCUUUUUUACUUUCUCGUAUAUACGAAAUAUAGAGAAAGUCUUGUAAUCGUGCAAAAAAAUCCAGAUUUUUGCAAAUCUCGACGUUUUACACCUCACUGAUACGGAAAAACAUAAUUUUGCAAUCUGGUCCGUAUGUCUGAGUGUGUGUGUGUGUUUGUUUGUCUGUCUGUGUGUAAACACAAUAACUUGAGUACCGUUACAGCUAGGCUGAUGAAAUUUCAAAUAUAAAUAUUUUAUCAAAAUCGUAG